AGUGCACUCGCCGUGAAAACGGCUGUCAUGCGAUGAGUGUUAGAAUCGAGAUGCCCAUUCUCAGUCAUACUGGCGUCAGGCAGCGUAUGGUAAACGCAUAAUACACCGGAGCCACGGGCUCGGAACAGGAAGCCAGUGACAAAAGGGCGGUGUGGCAUGCCCACAACAUUCUCGGGGACAUUCAGCACAUCAGCAAUCGCCACAACUUUCCGGGCGAAGCUGGCAUGUGCAGAGAAUUGUGGGGAGAUCCCUAUCAAGUGCUGCAACAAAAAGGCGACGGGCAACCGUGCUGCUCACCAUGGUUUCAGUGAGCAUGCACUUGGUUGCAUUGGCGCAGCGCUCUCUUGUAGACAAACCACAAGCCCAGUAUCUCUAUGCAGCGAUGGAAUGAGUACCAGACGCCUCGUAAACAAAUGCGAUGCUUACAAGCCGCCGCCUAACCAACAUGCAAUGCAAAAGUAUGAGCAACCUUAUAGUGCAAACGCAGUUUGGAUAAUCAUCCUGUGCACGAAAUGUGCUUGAGGUCUGCUGCAGGCGUUGCCAACUCUGUACAGGCCCGAUGGGCUUGAGACCCGAUUGCCACCGCGCAGCUGAUCCUGUAGAGUGAGCAGCGUUGGUGAGACAGCUUAUCCAAACUCGAUUUCCUCGAUCUGCGGAUCUGCCUGGCAAUGUGCUGCUCACUCCACAAGCUGCGUGCUUGAACUUGCAAAGCCCUAUCCUGAACAUAGGCAUGCAACGAGUGCUUCCACGUUCCGUGUGUUACAGAACACAAUGAUAUAAACAGUCAGUGCCUGCGCUGAGCGCAGCAAGGUGCCCAAUGGCAGUUCGGAAGAAGGCGACCUCUUCCAGAAAGGACGGACAUGUCAGGAUGAUAAUGAGAAGGACGAGGAUGAUGA
This is a messenger RNA of Prorocentrum cordatum, 896 nucleotides long. The record is from the annotation of a GenBank genome assembly. NCBI's taxonomy places the organism in Eukaryota, Dinophyceae, Prorocentrales, Prorocentraceae.